GUCUCUCCAUGGAUCACUCAUUGUCAUUUGCAACAUUUAUUUUCUAAAUACAGUCAUCAUUCAUCGACUUGCAAUGUGAAAUCCUGUUUCCGUCUCUGACAUCAACUAUCUCGCCGUUCUCAAUGGUAUCCAAAUUUUUAGUUCUACCAUUCUUCUUCUUUUUCCAAAUUUUGUUUGCUUUUAGAUUCCAACCUUCGGAAGCACAAUCUUGGAUCAAAGUUGCAUACUGGUAUUCCGGCAGCGAAUUCCCUAUUUCCGACAUCAACUCUCCGCUCUUCACUCACCUUAUUUACGCUUACACAGAUGUUAACUCAUCAUCCUAUGAGCUCUCUUCCUCCUCCUCCGACUCCUCGGAGCAGUAUUACUCCACCUUCACGCCAACCGUCAAGCGAAAGAACCCAUCAGUCACUACUCUCGUCUCCAUUGGCGGUGGAAACGCAGACUACGGUGUCAUUUCAACCAUGCUCAGUAGCUCUUCUCACAGAAAGUCUUUCGUUGAUUCUUCAAUAAUUUUCGCAAGGCGUUAUGGCUUCCUAGGCCUAGAAUUUUGCUGGGCUUCAGCUAACACAAGUUCGGACAUGACCAACAUGGGGAAGUUAUUUGAAGAGUGGCGGGCAGCUAUCGCUUCUGAAGCCGCAAAAACCAGCCAAACACCACUGAUUUUGACUGCUGCCGUGCUGUACAGGCCAGAUUUUGAGUCCUUCGCAUACCCGGUUGAAUCAAUCCGGGACAACUUGAACUGGGUACAUGUCGUUUCCUAUGCCUAUUACGAACCUCAGCGGACCAAUUUCACCGGUGCUCAUGCAGCACUAUACGAUCCAUCGAGUGACCUGAGCACCGACUAUGGUACCAAAUCAUGGAUUGGCAGGGGAUUAUCUGCUUCCAAAUUGGUUUUGGGAUUGCCUUCCUAUGGAUAUGCUUGGACGCUAAGCAAUCCCAGGGACAGCGCUAUUGGCGCACCGGCUAAAGGUCCUGCCAUUACCAAGGUUGGAUCGAUGAGCUACAAGGAUAUCAAAGGCUACAUUGAUAGAUAUGGGGCUGACAUAGUCUACAAUGCUACUUAUGUAGCGAAGUACUGUGUGAUCGGUUCGGCUUGGAUCGGUUUCGAUGAUGCUGAAGUUGUGAAAAUAAAAGUUUCUUAUGCUAAGGAGCAGAAAUUGCUUGGAUACUUCAUCUGGCAGGUCUCACUUGAUGAUAAUUGGGUGCUUUCUCUUGCAGCUGCAGCUCAAGAGGGUGGAGGCAGUGGACAAAACAAACGGAGAUUUCUUGUAAUCGUUUUGACCACUAUAGCUUCAGUUAUUCUCUUGCUAGGCUCAGCGUUGAGUUACUUCCGCAUGAGACUGCACAAAUCAAAAGCUAAGGAAUCAGAAUCCAGGGAAAAUGAUAUAGCAGACACAGCUGGAAAAUUCAACAGCAACGUUCCUAAUCUGAAAAUAUUUAGCAUUGCUGACGUUGAGGCGGCAACGGAUGGAUUUUCGAUUGAAAAUAAGCUUGGAGAGGGCGGUUAUGGCCCCGUUUAUAAGGGAGUAUUGCAAGAUGGACAAGAAAUCGCUGUGAAGAAACUAUCAAAAGCUUCAACUCAAGGAUUUGAGGAGUUCAAGAACGAGGUCAUGCUCACCGCAAAACUACAACACGUAAAUCUUGUUAGGGUUUUGGGAUUUUGCAUCGAACACCAUGAGCAAAUGCUGAUUUACGAGUACAUGCCAAAGAAAAGCUUGGACCUCUACCUCUUUGAUCCUGUUAGAAGAUAUGAAUUGGAUUGGAGAAAGCGGGUUCAAAUUAUCAAAGGGGUUACUCAGGGACUUCUUUACCUCCAAGAGUACUCAAGAUUGACAAUCAUCCAUCGCGAUCUGAAAGCUAGCAACAUUUUACUUGAUGAGGAGAUGAGGCCUAAGAUCUCGGAUUUUGGUAUGGCCAGAAUUUUUGCAAAGGAUGAACUCGAAGCAAAUACAGGUCGAAUUGUUGGAACGUAUGGUUACGUACCACCGGAAUACGUUCAGAAAGGUUUAUACUCCACUAAAUCAGAUGUUUACAGCUUUGGAGUUCUCCUUCUACAGAUCAUAAGUGGCAAGAAGAAUGCCCCCUACUAUGGUUCAGAUGAAGACUUAAACCUACUAGAAUAUGCAUAUUUACUUUGGAAACAAGGCAAAGGGAUGGAGUUUAUGGAUCCUGCACUUGACGAUACACAUUCUUUAUGCAAAUUGAUGAGAUGCUUGCAAAUUGCUCUCCUAUGUGUUCAAGAAAAUGCAAAAGAUAGGCCUUCGAUGUUGGAAAUUUCUUCAAUGCUACAAAAUGAAGGAGCUACAAUGGAAAAUCCCAAAAUUCCAGCCUUCUCAAAAAGAAAUGAAGAGGAAGAAACAAAUCCCAUGCCGCGGCUAGAAGCUUGUUCCAUCGAUGAUGCAACAAUCUCUGAAGUUGUAGCCCGAUGAGUGGUAAAUGCUAAGUAAUUAAUCUAUCUCCACUCAGAAAACUUAAGAGCUAAAUGUUAACAUGUUGUGGACGAAUGAGUUUAUUGAUGGAAAACUAUAUUCUCACAGCGGAUGAUCUUCUGGUAGGAAAAGUAGUCCCUACGUUGUGAAUUAACAUUCACUUAGGCCGUAUAAGAGUUCGGCAUGAUAACUAUAAUAUGUGCAUGUGUGUGAGAUGGUUAGGAUGUAUGUGAGGUAGUUAAGUUGGUUAAGAGUCUAUGGUGUAAGGUUGUGACAAGUGUCAACAUCUUAAGAUUCUUAUGUUAGCUUAGUGUCUAAGCAAUGUAGCUAGGUAUAUACACAAUGUAAUCAAUGUUAAUGUUGUUGAAUUGAAAAGGAAAUAAUACAUACAU
Messenger RNA from Malus domestica (apple), 2821 nucleotides. RefSeq names its product putative cysteine-rich receptor-like protein kinase 16. Gene Ontology annotation, molecular function: ATP binding; chitin binding; protein serine/threonine kinase activity. Gene Ontology annotation, cellular component: plasma membrane. Gene Ontology annotation, biological process: protein phosphorylation; carbohydrate metabolic process. Lineage: Eukaryota; Viridiplantae; Streptophyta; Magnoliopsida; Rosales; Rosaceae. The record is from RefSeq and is a predicted model, not a curated record.